AUGAAGCUGCUUGCAAUGACUGUGCUGCUUCUCACCAUCUGUAGCCUUGAAGGAGCCUUGGUUCGGAGACAGGCGGAGGAGGGAAAUGCGCAGAGUACUUUCACUCAGUACUUUCAGAGCCUGAGCCAGUAUAGCCAAGACCUGCUGGAGAGAGCAAAGGCCAGUGAGAUUCCAACCCAGGCCAGGGAUUACUUUGAGAAGACAACGGACAAGCUGAAACCCCUGGUCCAGAAGGCUAGAGAAGAUAUACUUAGCCUCAUCAACAACUUCAUGAAACACAAAGCAGAGUCUGCUGCCAAGUGA
Elephantulus edwardii (Cape elephant shrew) is the source of this 303-nucleotide messenger RNA. It is a transcript of the gene APOA2, whose product is annotated as apolipoprotein A-II. Lineage: Eukaryota; Metazoa; Chordata; Mammalia; Macroscelidea; Macroscelididae. Gene Ontology annotation, biological process: low-density lipoprotein particle remodeling; triglyceride-rich lipoprotein particle remodeling; high-density lipoprotein particle remodeling. The coding region runs from base 1 to 303 and encodes 100 amino acids. The record is from RefSeq and is a predicted model, not a curated record. Gene Ontology annotation, cellular component: extracellular region; very-low-density lipoprotein particle; blood microparticle. The transcript has 3 exons. Gene Ontology annotation, molecular function: lipase inhibitor activity; high-density lipoprotein particle receptor binding; phosphatidylcholine binding.